Messenger RNA from Acanthochromis polyacanthus (spiny chromis), 1521 nucleotides. It is a transcript of the gene nmu, whose product is annotated as neuromedin U. Lineage: Eukaryota; Metazoa; Chordata; Actinopteri; Pomacentridae. The transcript is spliced from 10 exons. The coding region runs from base 218 to 757 and encodes 179 amino acids. Gene Ontology annotation, biological process: regulation of smooth muscle contraction. The record is from RefSeq and is a predicted model, not a curated record. Gene Ontology annotation, molecular function: neuromedin U receptor binding.
UUCUUCUCUCCACCUGUUGAGCUCAUCAAGUUUGUUUGCGCGCGGACCUCCUAAUGACUCAGUCAGCGCGCGAGGAGGGUGUGUGUAACACGAGCCCUCAUAUUUAUCUGACGUGAGAGCGGAACUGUCAGAAGAGCCACAAGUGCAAAAGAAGAAAAGGAGGGGGAAAAAAACAAAAAUCAAAACAGAGACGAAAAGAAAGGUCAGUCAGAGAGAGAUGAGCAGCGUCCGAAGCCAUAGCGGAGCCUCCAACAGCCUGCAGAGCCUCAGCAGCAGCAGCAUGAGUCCGCUCAGCGCCGCCAGCAUCUGCACCCUGACAGCCCUGCUGCUCCUCACCGUGCCCCUCUGUCACAGUGCUCCAGCAAAUCUUCAGCAAGCCACAACAGAUCAGAGACAGCUAAUCAGCCAGAUAGACGCUGUGUGCUCGUCCUACCUCUCGGCAGACCUGAAGUUACGGGCAUCUGAUGUCUUAGGAGAACUCUGUGUGUUGAUGUUGGUUCAAAAGUCAAAGGAGCUAAAAGUGCAAGAAAAUAGUAAAAGGUUUUUAUUUCAUUACUCUAGACCACAAGGUUCUGUCUUGUCUCAGGGGUCGACUCCUCGGUUGCACCCUCUUCUGCGUCUAAUUUCUCAACUCCAUACCAGAAGAGAGAGAGAACUCACAAUGCACGCCGAACUCCAGGGACCUGGGGGAAUCCAGAGCAGAGGCUACUUCCUCUAUCGGCCACGAAAUGGAAGAAGAUCCUUAGAAUAUGAAUGAAUUGAAAGAGUCUCCACAUCUAAAGCUUAUUGUACAGAGACGACAAAGACCCUGAGACCCGAGCCGCUGCACCUCGACCGAGUGAUCCAGACUCCAGCCACAGCCCUCUGCCACAGCUGUAGUGAUGUUUGAAUGUACACUAUGAAUAUUCAUUAAAAAUACUGUUUAUUUGUCCAGAUUUUAUUUUGUGUUAUAAUGUGGGUCAUUCGCAUUAAAACUGCUAUAAUGUGAUCGGAGUUGGUGGAGUUGUGUAAGUUUGAUUCAUUACACAUUAAUGUAUCUGGAAAUCGUGUAAAACAAGAACACUAUGAAUGAGAGCUGCAAAAUAUAUACGGAAAUGGACAAUUUAAACACACAUUAGGACUGUUUUAAUCACAAUAAAAGCACUUAUUUAGCAGAUUAGACAAAGUUGCUACACUUACUUUAUUACCUGAGUUUAUUAAUAAUUAAGCAACUGUUAUCAAAAUUAUGCCUGCAUUAUAAUAAUAGACAUUUUUUUGUAUCUUGUCAACAAUCAGUAAGAAAGAACAUCUAAACUUGUACAAACAAAAUAAGAAUUUACCAUAUUUUUAACACCAUUAUUUGUUUUUUAUGUGAGUGUUUUUGCUAAAUGUACAAAUUAUCUUCUUGAAAUACUACUUGUAGAAAUUCAUGUCUUGUCAGUUACUAAUGUGAUAAAAGAAAUGAGAAAACAUAAAUGUGUGAUUACUGUUCUCAACAGUAGAUGUCACCAUCAUCAGCGAAAUAAAGCUGGAAUCUGUGUA